ACUGUAAAUUCCUAGUGGUCUAGUAAUGGAGUAAGAAACUUGCAGGCUUUCCCGCAGACACGAGUCCACAAAAUCGCGAGGGAUAGCUGUACCUAACAAAUAAGACAUCAUCCUACGCAUAGGAUUCGAGUACAUACUUACUUUCCACCAAAAUCAACGGCCAACACCCCAUUCCUUCAAUCAAUCACAGUCUCAGUCCCGAAAACGUGAACUAAGCUCCAAAGCUACAUACACUCCUCCCUCUGAAACAGCCGCAAACCACCCAAAAAAUGAACCAAAAAUCCUAAUUUUUAUUUCUUCUUUAACUCCUGUUUCUUGUUACGAAGCAUCGAAUCCUUGCCGAUUUGAAUCUAUGUAUUGUGUUUUUCUCGAGAACGAUUAAGAGUGGGCAAGCAAAUACCACUUUCUUUUUCUUUUGCGAGUUUCGUCCUUUUUUUUUGUCGGUUGAUGAAGAAGUGUCACCGAUGGCAGAGGAUUCUCAUCCUCUCUUUGCUAUCUUUCUCUGUAUUCGCUCCAAUCGUGUUGGUCUCUCAGAGACUUAAAACCCUCACUUCCUUUGGCGGGAAGGAAUUUGCGGAGGACUUGCCUAGUGUUAAUUAUAUGCGAGAUGUUUUAAGACUAAAUUCCAUUGAACAGGAAGCUGCUGAAGGACUAAAAGGUCCAAAACUAGUUGUUUUCAACGACAAAGAUAUUAGUUCUGUAGUUAGACGCAGUUCUUAUGAAGAUCGUGAUUCAGAUCAAUUCAGGAAUGCACAAGAUGAUUCUAAAUUAUUAGAAGCAAACGAAACCAAUGGGAAUGGAAAAGACGAGCAUCAAAUUCAGCAGACUAUCAUACAGAUGAACUCUAGAGAAAAGGGGCAAUUCAAUCAAGAAAAAGGUAGAGAUGAUCAGCGUUUGCAGUCUCCAUUCAAUGUUGUGGAUGAGAAGGUAAAGCAAAUGAGAGAUCAGCUCAUUACAGCAAAAGCAUACCUAAGUUUUGAACCACCAGGUAGUAACUCUCGCUUGAUGAAAGAGUUACGAGCUCGAAUCAGAGAGUUGGAACGAGUCGUUGGUGAAGUCAGCAGGGAUUCAGAUUUGCCCAUGAGUGCUUCACAGAAAAUGAGAUCUAUGGAGCUUUCUUUGGCUAAAGCAAGUCGUGUAUUCCCUGACUGCUCUGCGAUGGCUACAAAACUUCGUGCCAUGGCUUAUAAUGCUGAAGAACAGGUUCAGGUAAUGAGGAAUCAAGAGUCACAUCUCCUCCAACUUGCUGGAAGGACUACCCCUAAAGGCUUUCACUGCCUCUCUAUGCGGCUAACAGCUGAAUAUUUUUUGCUUCGACCUGAGGAAAGGCAGUUCCCUAACCAACAAAAUGUGAAUGAUCCUGACCUUUAUCACUAUGCAGUAUUGUCAGACAAUGUUCUGGCUGCUUCUGUCGUUGUUAACUCCACAAUUUCCUCUGCUAAGGAGCCUGAGAAAAUUGUUUUUCAUGUGAUGGCCGAUUCUCUCAAUCUCCCAGCAAUUUCAAUGUGGUUUUUAUUAAAUCCUCCUGGCAAAGCUACAAUUCAUGUUCAGAGCAUAGAAAAUUUUGAUUGGUUAUCCACCAAGUAUAAUUCGACAUUGAAUGAACAGAAGUCCUAUGAUCCAAGAUAUUCUUCUGCACUUAACCAUCUUCGGUUCUAUCUGCCUGACAUCUUUCCAGCCCUGAAUAAGAUUGUGCUUUUCGAUCAUGAUGUGGUAGUGCAAAGAGAUUUAACUGAAAUUUGGAGCAUUGACAUGAAAGGGAAAGUAAAUGGUGCAGUGGAGACCUGUCUGGAAAGUGAAGCCUCAUUUCGUUCGAUACGAAUGUUUAUGAACUUUUCAGACCCAUUUUUGGCAAGGAGGUUUAAUGCAAAUGUUUGCACAUGGGCAUUUGGUAUGAAUUUAUUUGAUCUACAUGAAUGGAGAAGGAAAAACUUAACCAUGCUCUAUCGAAAUUACUUGCAACUGGGGCUUAAGAGGUCAUUGUGGAAGGGAGGAAGCUUGCCCAUAGGUUGGAUUACCUUCUACAACCAGACUGUGGCUUUAGAAAAGAGAUGGCAUACCCUUGGGCUAGGUUAUAACUCAGAUGUUCCACCUGGUGAUAUCGAGAAUGCAGCAGUUAUACACUACGAUGGAGUCAUGAAACCCUGGUUGGAAACAGGAAUCGCUAAAUACAAGGGCUAUUGGAGCAAACAUUUGCUGCAUGACCACCCUUACUUACAACAGUGCAAUAUCCACGAGUGAUUGAAGUUGACAUUAUAUAAGUGGAAUUCUUUGAUUCAUACCAUUACCAGUUGCAUCUCUCGGAAACUGCCCCUAUUCAACUGAUUCAACACUUUCGUGUAAUUUUCCAAAUCGAGAUUUCCCUUUAGGUCCCGGCUAUAAUCUCUCUUUUAGGGGAUAAAGUCUAUUUAUGGGAAAUAUAACCAAAAGGACACAAGUUUCUGCAGAGAUGGUUGCUGCAUUGCAAGUAUUCAUUUGUACAUUACUGAUAUCACAUUUCCACUAGGUUGAAUUUCUUAGAUUCUUGGAAUGUUAGAGGAGCAUAUAUGAACUUUUAUUAUGGGAUGCCAUUGUUGCUAGAAUUUUCAAUUUCAGCUACGGGAUGCCGGUAGGUUCCGAGGAUGUAUCUUUUAUACGAAUUCAUUAUUUUAUUAACAGAUCAAAAGAUUAUGUAUCUUCCUUUACUUUUUUAA
Gossypium raimondii (Peruvian cotton) is the source of this 2693-nucleotide messenger RNA. Its product is annotated as probable galacturonosyltransferase 6. NCBI's taxonomy places the organism in Eukaryota, Viridiplantae, Streptophyta, Magnoliopsida, Malvales, Malvaceae. The transcript is spliced from 9 exons. Bases 448 to 2241 code for a protein of 597 amino acids. Gene Ontology annotation, molecular function: polygalacturonate 4-alpha-galacturonosyltransferase activity. The record is from RefSeq and is a predicted model, not a curated record.